ACAAGUCUUACAAUAUUCAGACUUGACGGAAAAUUAUAAUAGCACCUUCUUCAAGUUGCCAAGGCAGCUAUUUAUUAUGCCGAUUGAAAACGAACAGAAUCUCAGGAAUUUUGAAAUGUUUACGAAACUUCACGCAUUAUCACUUCACGUAUGGUUCGUCAUCUUUUGGGGACCCAUGAAACGAGCAUUACAUAAUUUUUGCGAAAAGCCGGAUAAAAAUCGUUUCCAUUUGAAUUUUGAUACACUGCUUCUGGUAAAAUGUUACAAUAAUUCGCAUAUUCAUGAGUGGUAUACCGUGAAUAAUAAUAAAGAGGUUCAGAUGACCGACCUUAUGGAAUGGCAACCCGGAUCUAAUUUGGUUAUAAAGUCCUAUCAAAACUUAUACAGACGUCGUCACGAUGUUGCUGGUAGUCUUUUGAGAGUAUCGUCGGUAAAGGAGCAUCCAACUUCAUUAGUUCAUAGAAUGAAUGGAGAAAAUCAUACGAUGUUUACGAAAAUUAUAAUAGAAUUGGCGUCGCACAUGAAUUUUACCCUAAACUUUUCGUGGAUCGAUGAUUUUUAUGGCAUUUGGAAUGAAACUGAGUCUAAAUGGACAGGAAUAUUAGGAAGACUUCAAUCUCAACAAAUCGAUUUGGCUGCUUCAGAGAUGAUUAUGACAAAAGAAAGAGUGGCCAAUUUUGAUUUUACAUGUCCGUUAAUCUUAACGAGAGCUAAACUCUUUAUUAAGCAGCCUCGACCUUCCGAAGUUCAGUGGAAAACUUAUUUAAAGGCCUUCGACCACAAAACUUGGAUAUCACUUAUAAUUUUAAUAAUAUUGUCAGGAACAAUCGUAACAUAUAUGAAAAUAAAAAUUAGCAAAGUAGAUUGCCUGAAAAAUUAUUUAGUAGAAAAUUAUUUAUAUAUUUGGGGCAUUUAUUGUCAGCAAGGAUUAUCAGAAUUUCCUUGUCCAUCAUCAUUAAGAAUAGCCUUCAUGUCCAUAAUUUGUUCUGGUAUUGUUUUCUCGGCUCUUUAUUCAGCUUGUAUAACCAGUUAUUUGGCCAUUUUCACUCCCAACGUACCAUUCCGUUCUUUGCCAAAAUAUACUAAAGACGGCACAUACAAGCUAAUUGUUCUUCGAAAUAGUGCCGAACACGAAAUGUUUCGAAUUUCGCAGGAUUUUAUACUGAAAAAAAUGAAUAAAUUUAUGAAAGAAGAGAAGGAUUUACCUAUAAAUGAUGUAGAUGCGUUUGAGCAGAUCUGUCAAGAACGAGUAGCACUUUAUUCGAAUAGCGCAAUGAAAAAUAAAGUAGAUAAUUUUAUUCCUUGUAAACUGUAUGGCGUAAAGACAGUAUUCUAA
This is a messenger RNA of Ceratosolen solmsi marchali, 1336 nucleotides long. RefSeq names its product glutamate receptor U1-like. Bases 77 to 1336 code for a protein of 419 amino acids. Gene Ontology annotation, cellular component: membrane. The transcript has 7 exons. The record is from RefSeq and is a predicted model, not a curated record. NCBI's taxonomy places the organism in Eukaryota, Metazoa, Arthropoda, Insecta, Hymenoptera, Agaonidae. Gene Ontology annotation, molecular function: ligand-gated monoatomic ion channel activity.